This is a messenger RNA of Ixodes scapularis (black-legged tick), 1002 nucleotides long. RefSeq names its product piggyBac transposable element-derived protein 4-like. Lineage: Eukaryota; Metazoa; Arthropoda; Arachnida; Ixodida; Ixodidae. The transcript has a single exon. The coding region runs from base 86 to 823 and encodes 245 amino acids. The record is from RefSeq and is a predicted model, not a curated record.
CGAACACGUCGUUUUAUCCCUUUCACAUGGCAUAGAAGAGAACAGUCAGUUGUUUUUUGACAACUACUUUACAUCUACAAAGCUGAUGGAGAAGCUCAGGGAGCAGAGAGUGCUAGCUGCAGGCACAUUCAGACCGACACGCAAGGACCUACCAAUCGAGCUAAACAAGGAGUGCAAGCUUCAGAAAGGCCAGCACCUGUGGUGGUCCAAAGGAUGUGUCACAGCCACACAGUGGCGCGACAACAAGAAUGUACACGCGAUGUCCAACUACCAUGACCCACAAGAAAUCGUAGAAGUCACGCGGAAGCUUGCCAGUGGUGCCAAAGUUGGUGUGUCCUGUCCGAAAGUGCUUUCAGACUAUAACAAGUGGAUGGGGGGUGUUGACCGCUUUGAUCAGAAGAGGAACACUUACCCAGCAGACCGCAAGUCAAAAAAGUGGUGGUGUCGAAUUUUUUACUACCUGCUUGACGCUGCUGCUGUUAACGCCUUUAUUCAGUACAAGUCACUGAAGGAAGUCGACUACAUGCAGUUUCGCCUAAUGUUGGGACGCCAGCUCAUCUCCCGUCAAACAUUCAGGGAGAAACGCACAGUAGCGGCUUUCAUGCACAAGAAAAGAGGCAAUCGAAGUGGACAAGCAAUGGUUGGAGUGCCCAGUGAGCUUCGCUUUCAAGGGAGUGGUCAUCAUGCACAAAAAAUUAGCAAAAGGCGAAGGUGUAGAUGGUGCUCCACCAGGACCAAAGAAUCCAGGACCCAGUACAUCUGCAAAUCAUGCGCUGUACCACUCUGCGUCGAGUGCUUCGCACCUUUUCACUCCGAACAGUGAACGCCGCAAAGGCAUUUACAUAGGAAAGCGCGGAAGGGGCUCCCUCAAGACUAGGCGGUGUUUGCCAUGCAACAUUCCCAGAACAAUUAUAGCUGAACUGUUUGCCGAGUGUUUUUCACAAUUUAAUGGUGUUGAGUUAAUAAACAAAAAUAUUUUUUGUAGUUGUUCGUUCUAGUCGG